CUGAAGUUGUGCUGUUCGACACAUGCACCGAGACGUAACGUCACUCCUGUUUAGGUUCCCGUUUCUCGGUAGGUGCAAAAGUAAAUAUAAUUUCAUUACCUCUGCGACGUUCAGCUUUAAUUUAAGCGUCGCUCUUAAAUGUUUUGGAGUCGGUAGAGUCCGUCUGAAGGGAGAAUAUGUUUCACGUCCUCGUCCCGACGUAGGGGAGCGAGCAGCAGGCUGUAGCUAGCUUGGCGAGCGGAGUGCUCGGGCCUUCCGAAAGUCAAAGAUAAAAAGCAAAUAAAUAAGUUCUGCGACAACAGCCGUCCCACGACUGCAGCGGGAUUUACCCAAAACCUCCGGAUCGAUUAUCGUACAGGAAUUGGAAACGGUAUGUCGAAAAUGCCAACCAAGAAAAAGAGCUGUUUUCAGAUCACAAGUGUGACUCAGGCCCAGGUGGCGGCGGUCGGUGCCGCCGACCGCCCGGAGAGCCUGGACGACCCCGACGAGCCCCGCGCCGGAGAGGGUUCUCCGGAAAUCUUCGAUGUGUCACGGGCCGAUCUCGAAGCUUUCUGUGACAGAAGUUCAUCCGAAGAAGUUCUGAGUAAUGUUGGAGAGCCGGAGGCAGCCUGUGUCAAGGCGCCGUCUCAAGCCGGCCAGCUGUCUGCGAGCAAUCCGUCCGUGGACAGCCGGAAAGUGGGAGUGCCAGCCUCCAGUCACGGUGUUCAGCAGCAGCAGCCGGGGCCUGGAGGUACACCUGUGUCAGCCUUGAUCACACAGGCCGGGACAGUGCAGCAGCAACCGGCGCCAACAGCCACCGGAGGUCCAAGCAGCGUGUCCGUGAACACAUCACAGCCUGCUGCAGCCAGCAGCAGCACAUCUGCUCCUCUACACACCAGCUGCACUUCACGCUUCAGGGUCAUCAAGCUGGAUCACGGUACUGGAGAACCUUUUCGAAGAGGCAGAUGGAUGUGCACGGAGUAUUACGAGAAGGAGUCUGAGAGCUCAGUUAGCAGGACUGAUAGUAUUCGGCAUGCCAGUGCAAACCCGGAUCCCAUCUCAGACAGAGACAGUGGGCUCGGCCUUACAGGAGGAUCGGCGGUAACGUCGGUGACACACUCAGGUCAGAGUUUGGGCUCCAUGCUGGACACAUCGCACUCUUCGUUAUCACAGCAGCAACAGAUGCACCAUCAAAGUUACAGUGGCUGGCAACAGGUUGUGAGCGGGUCCAGCAGCAAGCCUUCAGCUGUCACAGCCCAGCAGCCAACACUGGGAGGUAACCCACCCUCGGGGUCACCCAGCGGCGCUCUAGUUGGACAGAACGGUCUGCAACAUUCUGGUGUCCACAUACACAAGUCCUCUGUUGUGCCCUCUUCAGCUUACCCUUCUUCCCAGCAGCAGCUUCCGUUGGUGCACCAGCAGAACAGCCAGUCCUCUGGGCUGCUACAGAACCAGACAGAGUACUAUCAGCAACAGCAGUCAGGACUUUCCUCUGGUAAGUCCCCUCUGGUGUCCAGCGUCUCUCUGGGCAUGCAGCCUGUGGGGCAAGGACACCCUUCAGCUGUGACCCCUGUUUCUGGAGGGGCUUCCGUGCCAAGUCACAUUGGGGAUCUUACUGGAGCAGGAGGGGGAGCUGCUUCUACUGGACAGAUUGUUCAGCAGAGUGGAGCGAGUGCCGGUUCUGGCUUUUCCACACUGGUUGGAGGCUCCGCUUUGCAGCAUCAGACUGGUAGUCAGUAUACCACCUAUGCACAGCAGCAACCCCACAGCCUCGGGCCUGCAUCCUCCGGUGUCCAAAAUGUGCCUGUGUACACAGUGAGCGCCAGUGUUUCCGCCACUGCACCUACUGCUGUACUUAGUGCCUCCAGUGCAGCCAUGCCAAAUGUGACAGCCUCCAGUUUGCCUCUAGGAGUUUUGGGGGUGCAGGGCCCUCCAGCAGCUGGGCAGGUGGACGAUGGCAGCGGGAGGAAGUCUGUGGGACUGGUCAAUAUGCAUUCCCCUGUCACCUCUGCGAAAGAGUCAGGGAAGUCUCUGUUGCCUGAGAGUCUGCAGCUUUCCAAUCCGACCGUCAGCAGCCUGUUGGGAAUCCACAUACCUGUUGACGGAGAGGAGGACAGGAACCCCUCCCAGGCUUUCUACCAGGCCUUCCAGUCUGGCAGCAGAUUCAGGGACUCAAAGGCCCACAGUGAUAGUGCCUCUGGAGCCAAUGUUGUUGCCAUUGACAAUAAAAUUGAACAGGCCAUGGACCUGGUGAAAAGCCAUCUGAUGUACGCCGUGCGUGAGGAGGUGGAAGUCUUAAAGGAGCAGAUCAAGGAGCUGUGUGAGAGGAACUCUGUGUUGGAGAGGGAGAACGCUGUGUUGAAAUCUCUGGCCAACAGCGAGCAGCUGUCUCAGCUGUCCCCGACGUCGGCUGCCAGCUCGGACACCACGCCUCCCCAGCAAGGACUGAGCCAAGCCCUGGCGCCAACACAGACCCAGCUUCAGCUCCACUUCACACCCCAGCAGCCCCUCGCCCAGCUUCAACUCGACUCCGCUCAGCAAACGCAACCCAGCGUCACCUCCGCAUGAAGUGAGUCUCUGUCUCACUGUCCACAGCACGGGGAGGGGGCGGGGCAAAGCGUCUGAGCAACUUACAGUUUGUGUAUGUGAAACUAAAAACAAUAAGAAAUAAACUGUUUUCUUAGCCACCAGCUUGACCACAAAGUACAGUGUGUGUGCAUGUGUGUGUACGUAUGCGUGUGUGUUAACAAGCAAGCCUGACUGUGAAUUGUUAAAAUGUAUGCAGGUGUGCACCUGUACUGUGGGCCUUUACAGUGUUAAUGCAAUCAUCAUGAGUGUGAGAUAGAGACGGGGUGGGGGGUCGACCUCUUCCUGGACCGGUGGGGGGGUUAAACUGCUGGGCGCACGCUCAUGCACAAGACCCAACCUGAAACGUGUACAAAAUGUUGAGGUCCUGUGAGGAAGAUAUGGGAUUUAUUGUCAGAGAGAGAUUUCUGUCUUUCAGUGAGAUGGCUGUUUGGGUGUUGGGGUAUUUUUUUUUUUUUUUUUUAGCCUUGCUCUUUCAUUUUCUAAAGGAUGAAAUGAGCGUGUUUUCGGAGUGCCACCUCUGCCGUUACUUUACAUCGAUUCUAGCCAUUGCAUCAGUCUUUGAGUUCUGCUAUUCAGUGUUUUUUUUUUUUUAUUACAGGGUUGCUGUUUUCAGAAAUGAACAAUUUCAUAAAACCUGUUUGACAGUAAUCCAGAAACACGAACAUAAUGGAUAAAUGCAGGCCCUUCAGCUUUUACACAUUUUAAUUUCUUUUUCGAAACAAAACAAAAAAAUAUAUAUCAGGCGUCU
Thalassophryne amazonica is the source of this 3316-nucleotide messenger RNA. RefSeq names its product TSC22 domain family protein 2-like. The transcript is spliced from 4 exons. Gene Ontology annotation, biological process: regulation of transcription by RNA polymerase II. The coding region runs from base 373 to 2547 and encodes 724 amino acids. The record is from RefSeq and is a predicted model, not a curated record. Lineage: Eukaryota; Metazoa; Chordata; Actinopteri; Batrachoidiformes; Batrachoididae.